UUUGGCUAAUUUCACACCUUUUUCCUCCAAUUAAACACUCUCUCUCCUAGCGAUCGGUAAAAAGUCUAGCACUUUCGCAUAUUAUUCUACUACAUAUUUUUUUCCAGUUAUUAUAACAACAAACUUGAUACCCGUUAAUCCGUUAUUCCUACCCUCCUAGUGCGACGAUCCAACGCCGACGGAAAACUCCACCACUCCGUGUUGCAGUUGUAAUGGAUAAGUACAGAGAAGUAAAGGUGACAAAAUUUGAGGAAUUUGUUGAUCGUCGGUUGAAGCCUGAUCUUGUUAAGGCCAUUGCUGAAAGGGACAAGAUUUUUGAACGACAGAAGAUAUUCUCAGAUUUGAAGAGGAACAUACAGAAUUUGGAAAAGAAUAGUGUAAGCAGCCUCAAGACAUUAGUUAAUCUUGGAUCUGAAGUGUACAUGCAAGCGGAAGUCCCUGACACACGCCGCAUAUUUGUAGAUGUUGGAUUGGGAUUUCAUGUUGAAUUCACCUGGUCUGAAGCCUUAAAUUACAUCGCAGCAAGGGAGGAACGGCUAGCCAAGCAAAUAGAGGAAUAUACUCGUAUGAUAGCAUCAAUCAAAGCUCAAAUUAAGCUGGUUUGUGAAGGGAUACGAGAGUUGCUUCAGAUUCCGGUGGAGUAAUACCUUUUUUCUAGUGGUUCUUUUGAGGAAUCUCUCCUGAAGUCCUGGACAUAUAGCAUUAUGGAUGAUCUACUUUCAGUCUGGAGUGAGCUUCUUUCAGGAUUAAUCGUUGGCACUUAUCAAAUCUCUAAAGUGAUAGAAAUGUAAAGAUCAGAGCGAAUGACAAAGUGAUUAUGUCUGCUAAUUUAGGUUUUGUGAUAUUAGUUUGCUUGUUAGAAAAGCACCAUAUACAUUUUUCUAUCGAUUCAAUGAAUAAAAUGCCUUCUAGUGUGUUAUAAA
Messenger RNA from Chenopodium quinoa (quinoa), 923 nucleotides. Its product is annotated as protein UXT homolog. The coding region runs from base 213 to 644 and encodes 143 amino acids. Gene Ontology annotation, cellular component: chromatin; mediator complex. Gene Ontology annotation, molecular function: transcription coregulator activity. Gene Ontology annotation, biological process: positive regulation of transcription by RNA polymerase II. The record is from RefSeq and is a predicted model, not a curated record. Lineage: Eukaryota; Viridiplantae; Streptophyta; Magnoliopsida; Caryophyllales; Amaranthaceae. The transcript has 7 exons.